AUGGUUAAGUUUCUGAAGCAGAACAAAGCUGUGAUCCUCCUUCAAGGUCGCUACGCCGGUAAGAAGGCUGUGAUCAUCCGUUCCUUCGACGACGGUAACCGCGAGCGUCCUUACGGACACUGCCUCGUCGCCGGACUCAAGAAGUAUCCAAGCAAAGUCAUCCGCAAGGACUCAGCCAAGAAGACGGCGAAGAAAUCGAGAGUCAAGUGUUUCAUCAAGGUCGUGAACUACCAGCAUCUGAUGCCUACUCGUUACACAUUGGAUGUAGAUCUGAAGGAAGUUGCGACUCUCGAGGCUCUGUCUUCGAAGGACAAGAAGGUUGCUGCUCUUAAGGAGGCUAAGGCGAAGCUCGAGGAGAGGUUCAAGACUGGUAAGAACAGGUGGUUCUUUACCAAGCUCAGGUUCUGAGAACUGAGUUUCUUUACAGUCUACUUUUGUAGUUCUAGAAAUGAAUGAGGAUCAUGUUUUGGAUGGUGUAAGACUUUUGGUUUGAAAUUUAUUCUGGGUUUUGUCUUUUUUUCUUGUCAGUUAUAAUCUUUUGUGUGGAAUUAGCUGCAAGUGACUGAUUUGAAAUAUGUUUAAUUUUCAUUAUUCACACUGCU
Eruca vesicaria subsp. sativa (arugula) is the source of this 602-nucleotide messenger RNA. NCBI's taxonomy places the organism in Eukaryota, Viridiplantae, Streptophyta, Magnoliopsida, Brassicales, Brassicaceae. The record is from the annotation of a GenBank genome assembly.